Molecule: messenger RNA, 1775 nt
Organism: Galdieria sulphuraria
Lineage: Eukaryota; Rhodophyta; Bangiophyceae; Galdieriales; Galdieriaceae
Product: epsin
Exons: 1
Coding region: 95-1612 (505 amino acids)
Biological process (GO): endocytosis
Cellular component (GO): clathrin vesicle coat; plasma membrane; endosome
Molecular function (GO): clathrin binding; phospholipid binding
Source: RefSeq, a predicted model, not a curated record
UCCAUUACAAGUUGGUUGUUUGCCAAGAAAUGCUUGUUUGACAUUGGGCAGUGGAAACCGUAGAUUAGCUGUUGUAUGAGAACUUGACUUAGUUAUGGAUAACUUGUCACAACGUUUGAAAAACGUAGACUGGAAUAACCUGAAGAGACACGCUCUCAAAGUUAGGGGAGAAGCUGCAUCUAAACUUAAAGAUUUUUGCAUGACAGACGUUGAAAAUAAGGUAAGAGCUGCAACGUCCAACAAGAGUUGGGGAGCAAGCACCUCAGACUUGUUUGAAAUAUCACAGUCGACGUUCAACAACGAGGAAUACCCACUUAUCAUGGCAAUAGUAUGGCAACGUCUCAACGACCACGGAAGAAACUGGAGACAUGUAUACAAGGCUCUGGAGCUAUUGAGAUAUUUGUUGAUGCACGGUUCCUCAAGAGUCAUGGACGAAGUUCAAGACGCUUUGUAUCACAUUCGGUCUCUACAAGAUUUCCGAUAUAUUGACCCUGUAACCCAUAAGGACGAAGGUGCAAACGUUCGAAUUAAAGCCAAGCAAGUGAUUGACUUGGUAUCUGAUGAAAGGGUGUUACAAGAAGAAAGACAGAAGAGCAAGGAACUUUACUUGAAGGUUGCAAACUCUGGGGGAGCAAGCCGUUUUGGCGGUAUAAGUUCGAACGAUUUGUACACUGGAUAUAACAGGGAUUAUGUAGCAGGCUCGGAAGUUGCAGCCGGAGGAAGGUAUAAUAACACUUAUGAAUAUUUUGAAGCAGCAAAAGAACCAGUAGCUGCUCGGAGCGAGUAUGAAUGGAGAGCUUCUGUGUCAGAAGAAGAGGGUACGGGACGUGAACCAUUCACGUACGAGCUUUCGAAUGCGGAACAUGUUCAUUCAAGAUCCUCAACCCUUCCUGGUGCAGUGAGACUAGGACCUGGUAGCAAUACAUCCAGUGAAACCCAAAGCCGUGCGGCAAACGUUGUUUCUCCCGCCAGAAAGACGAAAGAACCACAGUCCGAUGUAAGCGAUUUAAUCAGUUGGGACGAGAAUGAGCCGGUUUCGAAGACUUCAAAGGAAAGAGCCGUAGACUCUGAUGAAAUGAUUAACUGGGAUUCUGAGUUCAAUCCCAGGCUUCAUGAAACUCAUUCUUCUUCAACAGACAAGAAGAAAUCGCCUAUGGACUGGUUGUUAGAAAGUGCUUCAGGCAGUCCAACAACCGGUCGCUCUAACACUAGUUCGUUUGCUUCCUCGCAAGGAAGAGUAAGUGGCUUCGCCAAGGUUGAUGAGUCCAAGUCUAGAACCGGCUUGACUGGUUUUGAAACUCUGCCAAGUACUUUACAAAAUGAAAAUACUCGUAUAGACACAAAUGAAAGGCUAGUAUCUGCUGAGUCAUGGGAGCAAGGAUUUUCAACUAUGAAAGGACUUUCGAACAAGAAGCCGAUGUACGGAAGUGAAAAUUUGACAUCGAGUCGUACAAAUAAUAUCAACUCAGAUUCCAAGACCACCGUAACUGCCGCCAGUGCUAGUUUGGAUCCAUUUGGUAGUUUAGUGAAUGAUUUUAUGAGCACGAAGCUUGGACAGGCAAAUCAUAUGAAAGAUUCUGCGAAAGCUCCUAAUCAGAGCAAUGCUGAAUAGAUUUUGUGAACUUGGAAUAUGUUUAAGACUUUUUAGUCAAGUUAGUUUGGUAAUUGAAACUUAUCCAUGAUUAUUGAUGGUUGUUUGUAUCAGUUAAAUAAGUAUAGUGAGAUGUAUUGUGUUCUUAGAAAGUCAACAUAGAAUAUCCAAAUUUCAUGAUUUG